CUGAUGCUCUAGUGACUUACUUUAUUCAAGCGUGCUCAGUUAUUAUUUAUCCUUAAUUGUGAUCCAAGCAAUUGUUGAGCACAUUUAGCUAUACGUAAUUAUUUCAAUUUUAUUAGCAUUUAUUUCAUCCAUUUUUCUAUUCUCACUUCAAUUGAUCAAUUACCGGUCUCUUUGUAAAAAGGCAGCUUUCAGCUCAUUUGGUUGUUUCUUUUGUUAAAUGGUUACCAAUCUUUUUUCCUGAACUCAUCAUCACUUUUGCAAUCCAAUAAUGGAGUUUUACGAACAUUUAUCUCAAUUUGUUCCCUCUGUGACACAGAACGAAGUCUUGUUUUCAAGUCAAAAAUUAAUCGACGUGGAAACGUCAAUACUAUUGCCAUCAAUUUCCCCAGUGAGUAUUGAUACAGUCUUCAGCUUGGAUAACGCUCAAACACCUGUAAACCAAAAAUCGAAUGAAAUGGAAAGUUUUUCUCUCAAGAAAGAAAGAAUGCUCGAGCAUGGCCAAAUAAAGAUAUUUACUCGUGCAAUCGAUUCUUAUUACAACUCAAAUUUGGAUCCAGAUCCACCUUCAUUGAACUCUUCGACUUUAAAUGAAAUGUUGAUGCCAACUGUUGCUUGCAACCGCCCAAUUGAUGAUUCUAACUCAACUGUAACAAAAAAUAUUGAAAGCUCAUCGCCAACAGUGUCAUUAACAAGGCAAUAUUUAAUCUCACCAGAAAACCGAGUUACAAGAAUUUCCGAUAAAUGUAAGCCAAGGGAUCAAGAGAAUUGCCUGAAGAACAAGAUUUGGAAUUCUAAUGUAGGGAAAAAGAUAUUGGCAGUUAACUUUUCACCAAUGAGUAUAAAAUCAGAAUUUUUAUCAAAGGAAACUGCGUUGGAUGGAUUUGAAUCAUUUGCUUUGCAAGAAGCGGUCUCUGCUUUACACGAAAUUGUCAGAUUGAAAAGAGCCCAAGGAGAAGGAGAUUUGAAUGAAAGCAGAGCUAACUUAUACGCUGAUCCACUUCCCGUUGAACUUGUACGUUCUUGUCAAAAAUCUCGAGCAUUUAGGAAAUUGACUUUACAUGAUAAAAUUAUAUUGCUAAAAGAUGCAUUCUUGGAUCUCAAUGCAAUGAAAAAUGUAACUACCUAUGAUGCUACAAUCGACGGUUGGCUUUUUGGCGGUAAAAUAUGCUCAAGAAAACUAAUGUACACGGCAAAUCCAAAUUUGCUUAAAAAAGCCGUCUAUUUUAUGGAUAGUUUUCCAGUUCGUUUUAAAAGUGACUUUAACGUUGUAGCAUUACUUUUUUUGGUCAUCAUCUUUAACGCUGAUCUGCCCAGACUGAGGUUCAAAAAUACAAUCAAAUCGGAGCAGUACGUUUACAUUUAUUUAUUGCAGAGAUAUUUGAUUUCGAGUGUUCAGUCGCAUUGUGAAGCUUUGGAAUACUUUUACCAGCUGAUGACUAUAGUUGAAGAGAUUAAAGUGCUGAAGAGAGCAACUGAGCAAGACUUCGACAGCAUCCGAUCUGACGGCUCGGAUUGCCUCAAAAACCGAGUUGUUAGACUUAUUGAGCUUGAAAGGUUUGUAUUCCAAAGGUUUUAAACGCAAAUUCAAAUUAAUCAAAUAAUUGUUCAUUUAUUUCAGCAUUCGAUGGUAAAUUGAAGCUCGUUCAUUUCGGUUCAAUCCAUUUUAUAGCAUUCAGUCGUUUCCACAAUAUAAUAAAUUUUAGUUAAGAUUCAGAUUGUCACACUGGAUUCUGACUAACUCUGGUUACUAUCGUUUGAAGACUCAAUAGAUCAGAGAAUUUCCAAAAGUGGAAGAACCAUGAAUAUUUCAAGCAAAUUUAUGUAUACAUGAAUGUAUUACAUUUGAGUUCAACAGUUAAAGUAGCUUCCAUUAGC
Molecule: messenger RNA, 1875 nt
Organism: Tetranychus urticae (two-spotted spider mite)
Lineage: Eukaryota; Metazoa; Arthropoda; Arachnida; Trombidiformes; Tetranychidae
Biological process (GO): negative regulation of transcription by RNA polymerase II; positive regulation of transcription by RNA polymerase II; cell differentiation
Molecular function (GO): RNA polymerase II cis-regulatory region sequence-specific DNA binding; nuclear receptor activity
Source: RefSeq, a predicted model, not a curated record